GAUUUAUUUUCUUCCCUUAGUGUGUUAGACUUUUAACCAUUUACUUGAGAAAACGAAUCCCAAUGUAAUUCAAGUGUUUUGCCAUAAAUCUUGUCAUAUUUCUGUUAUUUUCUUACCCUUUUCCUGGGACACUGGGACAGCAAAAAUAAAAAAACCCCGUCUCCCAUUUUGUUUGAAGACUGUGAAUCAAGAUCAUAAUCACCAAAAUGGCAGAUGCAUUGACAGAAGAACAGAUUGCUGAGUUCAAGGAAGCCUUUUGUUUGAUUGACAAAGAUUCUGAUGGUGUAAUCACUAUGGCAGAACUUGCGGCAGCAAUACACUCAUUGAAUGAACAUCCAACGAAGGAAGAAAUUCAAGAAAUGAUGAAUGAAGUUGACAGUGAUGGAGAUGGCAUCAUAGAUUUUGAAGAGUUUUUGGGUAUUAUGGCUAGAAAGAUGAAGGACAAUGUAACAGAGGAGCUAAAAGAAGCUUUCAAAGUUUUCGACAGGGAUCAAGAUGGAUUCAUAUCCGCCAAUGAGUUAAGAGAUGUGAUGAUAAAUUUGGGAGAAAGACUAAGUGAUGAAGAGGCUGAACAAAUGAUAAGAGAAGCUGAUCUGGAUGGAGAUGGUGUAGUCAGCUAUGAUGAAUUUGUGAGGAUGAUGUUGGCUUCAUCUUCUUGAUUUUA
Molecule: messenger RNA, 664 nt
Organism: Olea europaea var. sylvestris
Lineage: Eukaryota; Viridiplantae; Streptophyta; Magnoliopsida; Lamiales; Oleaceae
Product: calmodulin-like
Exons: 4
Coding region: 207-659 (150 amino acids)
Molecular function (GO): enzyme regulator activity; calcium ion binding
Source: RefSeq, a predicted model, not a curated record